Molecule: messenger RNA, 2198 nt
Organism: Corvus hawaiiensis (hawaiian crow)
Lineage: Eukaryota; Metazoa; Chordata; Aves; Passeriformes; Corvidae
Product: leucine-rich repeat and fibronectin type III domain-containing protein 1-like protein
Exons: 1
Coding region: 600-2198 (532 amino acids)
Molecular function (GO): protein binding
Source: RefSeq, a predicted model, not a curated record
CAGGAUGGAAUUUGACCCUAAACCCGGUUUUAACCCCCAAAACUCCGCCCAUUCCCCCAAACCCCUCCCGAAUUCCGCCGCAUUUUCACCGAUUUUUCCCAUUUUUCCAGCCCAGGCUCGGGAUUCUCCUCACAACGGAGUUUCCUUGACCUCUCAGGAUGUAAUCCUGACCCUAAACCCGGUUUUAACCCCCAAAACUCCGCCCAUUCCCCCAAACCCCUCCCGAAUUCCGCCGCAUUUUCACCGAUUUUUCCCAUUUUUCCAGCCCAGGCUCGGGAUUCUCCUCACAACGGAGUUUCCUUGACCUCUCAGGAUGGAAUUUGACCCUAAACCCGGUUUUAACCCCCAAAACUCCGCCCAUUCCCCCAAACCCCUCCCAAAUUCCGCUGCAUUUUCACCGAUUUUUCCCGUUUUUCCAGCCCAGGCUCGGGAUUCUCCUCACAACGGAGUUUCCUUGACCUCUUAGAAUGGAAUCUUGAGCCUAAACCCAGUUUUAACCCCCAAAACUCCGCCCAUUCCCCCAAACCCCUCCCUAAUUCCACCGCAUUUUCACUGAUUUUCCCCCCUUUUUCCAGCCCAGGCUCGGGAAUUUCCUCAGGAUGGAGAACUUCUGGACACCUCUUAGGUGUAAUCCUGAGCCUAAACCCAGUUUUAACCCCCAAACUCCACCCAUUCCCCCAAACCCCUCCCUAAUUCCACCGCAUUUUCACCGAUUUUCACCGAUUUUCCCCCCUUUUUCCAGCCCAGGCUCGGGAAUUCUCCCCCCGCCGACGAUGGAAAAUCUCCUGCUCCCGCUCCUGAUUUUCACCACCACGGCCGCCACGACUUCUUCUCCUCCUCCUCCUCCUCCUCCUCCUUGCCCCAAACGCUGCUCGUGCCAGAACCUCUCGCCGUCCUUCACCAUCCUGUGCACCAAGACCGGCCUCCUCUUCGUGCCGGCCGGCAUCGACCGGCGCACGGCCGAGCUGCGCCUCAUGGACAACUUCAUCACCACCCUGCGCAAGCGCGACUUCGCCAACAUGACGCAGCUGAUCCACCUGACGCUGUCGCGCAACACCAUCAGCCAGAUCAUGCCUUACGCCUUCUCCGACCUCAAGGGCCUCCACGCCCUCCACCUGGACAGCAACCGCUUGACGUCGAUCAGCGAGGAGCAUUUCAAGGGGUUAAUUAACCUCCGCCACUUAAUUCUCAGCAACAACCAGCUCAGCUUCAUCUCGCCCAGAUCUUUGGAUGAUUUCCUGGAGACCAUCGAGGAUCUGGAUUUGUCCUACAACAACCUGGUGGACGUUCCGUGGGCGACGGUGGCCAAGCUGUCCAACGUCAACACGGUGAGUUUGGAUCACAACCUCAUCGAGUUUGUUCCCGAGGGGAUUUUUUCCAACCUCCACAAGCUGGCCCGGUUGGACAUGACCUCCAACAAGCUCAAGAAGAUCCCGCCGGAUCCGUUGUUUUCCCGCAUCCCCGUCUACGCCAAAUCCAAAGGUUCCCCGCUGACCUCGCUGGUGCUGAGCUUCGGCGGGAACCCUCUGCACUGCAACUGCGAGCUGGUUUGGCUGCGGCGCCUGACGCGGGAGGACGACCUGGAAACCUGCGCCUCGCCGCCGGAAUUGAUGGGAAAAUACUUCUGGAGCAUCCGGGAGGAGGAAUUCGUCUGCGAGCCGCCCAUGAUCACGCACAGAACGCCGAAACUGGUGACAGCCGUGGGCCAGAGCGCGUCGCUGAAGUGCAAAGCCGUGGGCGACCCCGAUCCCUACGUGCGCUGGAUCGCUCCCGACGGGAAGUUGGUGGCCAACACGUCGCGGACGGUCUCCUACGAGAACGGCACCUUGGACAUCUUGGAAGCGGCGCUGGCGGAUCAGGGAACGUUCACCUGCAUCGCCUCCAACGCCGCCGGAGAGUCGACGGCGCCGGUGGAAUUCCGGGUGACGCCGGACGCCAACGGCACCGAGUGCGAGGAGGAGGAGGGGGGGAAGAAAGGGACGGCGGGGCCGGAGCCGUCGGAUAUCCUGAUUUCCGCCAAAUCCAGCUUUUCCAAUGAUUCCAAGCUGGAGAAAGGGGACAGGGGUGGGGUGGUGGUGGCCGAGGUGACGGCGACGUCGGCGCUGAUCCGGUGGCCGCCGCAGGAGCAGCUGGAAGGGCUCCGGAUGUACCAGAUCCAGUACAACAGCUCCGGGGAUGAGAUCCUGGUUUAUAGGUGA